Cylas formicarius (sweet potato weevil) is the source of this 1986-nucleotide messenger RNA. RefSeq lists its product as uncharacterized. The record is from RefSeq and is a predicted model, not a curated record. Bases 1 to 1986 code for a protein of 661 amino acids. The transcript has 5 exons. NCBI's taxonomy places the organism in Eukaryota, Metazoa, Arthropoda, Insecta, Coleoptera, Brentidae.
AUGACAUUGAACUGUGAGAUAUGUGAAAUGCGAUUAGGCCGGUCAGAUGUGACCGUAGAAUGUUUUGUUUGUAAACAACAAUAUCAUAAUACCUGUUUGGAGUCUCCCUACCCAACUGAAGUACUUAAACUUCAGGGAUUUUCUCACCGGUGUAAUCAAUGCUUGUCCGGUGAUAACACAGAAUCCGAUAAUACUAUAAAAAAGUUGCUGGUGGAAAUGAAUAACAAGAUCGAUGUUAUGCAGUCCAAUAUUGGUGACCUUAGAUCCACCCAAACAAAUCUACAGGUCUCGAUUGAGUUCCUUGGAGGGAAGAUCGACGACUUCAAUAAAAAGAUGAUUGAAAUGGAAAAUUCAGUCAAGGAGAUACCAAAGAUUGAGUCAAAGGUAACAGAUCUAAAUAAACAAGUAUGUGAAUUGAAAUCAUCCAUGAAUAUUCUACAGCAGCAAGCAAGAAUGAAUAAUCUAGAAAUAAAUAAUAUCCCAGAAAAGUGCGGAAAUGAUCUACGUAUAGUAAAUAACUCAGGCUUUGGUGCUCUUGUCGCGAAAAAGUUCGAAUCAGAAGCACAUUUUGAUUGGAGCUGUGAUGGGAUUUUUGAGGAUCUGUGGGUGGAAAUUAAGCUGCAAGCAUCUGUGUCUAUUCUGCUGUGUUGUGUAUAUGCACCUCCCGAAUCAAGUGUUGAAAAUCUCAAUGCGCACCUAAAUAAAAUUUCUAGAAUUGUGCAGAUGUGUCCUGCAAAAAAAUGUGUUAUUUUGGGCGAUUACAAUGCUUCGAAAGUAAAGUGGAUAUUCGAUAGUGGCGAUAGUUGUUACGUACCCUCAGAGAUAUCUGGAUUAUAUGGAUUUUUGGACUUGGUCUUUAGUAAUUUUAUAAAUGUUAGCGUGACGAGGUCUGUGGACCCUUUUGUAGUGGAAAGAGUUACUCAACAUAAAUGUAUUGAUAUUUUGAUUGAUACAAACAUACAGGAAUCACUUAAAGGAAAGUCUAGUUUUGAGAAACUGAAAUACAGGUAUGCAAACUGUGGCGUAAUAAACGUAGAGCUGUCACGUAUUCCGUGGUUGGAUCUUUUUAAAGACUUGAAAGUUGAGGACUGUGUACAUAUAUUCUAUGAAAGGUUUUACGGGGUGGUCACGGAUAGUGUUCCGAAGAAAAAAGUAAAUAAUAAAUUUCCUACUUGGUACAUUCCAAGUACGAGAUCGCUUAUUAAAGAAAAAUAUAAACUACACCAACGAUGGAAAAAGUACAACAAUCCUGUUGAUUAUGUCAUAUUCUCUAAAUUGAGAAGGAAGGUCAGAGCUGCAAUAAGCACAGAUUACAAAAACUAUGUUAAAAACACUGAAAAACCGCCAUGUGACACUGUUGUUUUAAAUUUCAUAUCCGAGGACCAAAUCAGGAUCCAGCUAAGUAAGCUUGAUAUAAAUAAAGGCCAUGGACCUGAUAACCUACCCCCGAUAUUAUUCAAAUCAUGUGCUGAAUCUUUAGUGCAGCCACUUUUUAUUAUUUACAACAAAAGUUUAUCUGAAGGGCAGUUUCCAACUAUUUGGAAGUGUGCCAAAGUAAUACCUGUGCACAAGAGUGGCAGCAAGGUUGACGUCACAAACUACCGACCUAUAUCUAUUCCUUCCGUUCCAGGGAAAAUGCUGGAAGCUAUAAUUACCAAUGAGUUAUUUUUCAAAUUAAAACAUGCUCUUGGAGAUACACAACAUGAUUUUUUUAGGGGUAGGUCGAUUGCUACCAAUCUCUCACUAUAUGUCCAGGAUGUUUCUGAGGCGUUAGAUAAUAGGGUGCAGAUAGAUGCCGUGUACACCGACUUCUCAAAAGCUUUUGAUAAGGUUCACCACCCAACAAUGUUGAUCAAAUUAAAAAAUUUCGGUGUACACGUUACCGUGGCUUAUCAGCUUUGGCAAAUUGUAGGGCUAGACAGUUCAGACCAAAUAGAACCCCAAGGUUCGAUCAUGGCUCCAAUUGUCCUCUAUUUACCUCUGUAA